GCUUCCACCGAGAUUUAUUGUUUCAAUAUUCAUACGCCAAAUGAGUUUUAUGCAUUCUAACUACAAAAAUAAUUUAAACAAAUCCGUAAGGAACUUGUUUUGAUGGUAGCUUCAGGAAUAUGGAUUAUGGAAGCAGAUCCAAGGGUUAAACAUUUGUUAAAUUUUGUUUACCUUUAGGUCUCGUCCAAAAAGAUUUGCCUCACCCUCUACCUCCUCGCCUUUCAACAGUGUUCGCUCCCGCUUGUCAUCACCGUGCAGCUCGUUUCUGCGUCCUCUACUUUCCUACUCUGGCGUUUGGAUCCGGCGCACUUUCUUGAUGAGUCCGACGAAGUUACCGGCGGCACCUUUUCUGUUGAUAAUAGCGGUUGUCCUCCCCGUUCUUGUCGUCGGCGACGAUAUAGUACACGAGGAUGACAGCGCUCCGAAACUCCCGGGUUGCUCCAAUAACUUCGUUCUGGUCAAAGUUCAGACUUGGUUUGACAAUGUAGAAGACAGUGAAUUUGUUGGUGUGGGAGCUAGGUUUGGUCCACCCAUUGUUUCAAAAGAAAAACAUGCUAAUAGAACUCAGCUUAUUUUAUCGGAUCCUCCGGAGUGCUGCACCCAACCCAAAAAUAAGAUUUCUGGAGAUGUUCUCUUAGUUCAUCGAGGAAAUUGCAAAUUUACAACCAAGGCUAGAAUUGCUGAAGCUGCUGGUGCAUCUGCCAUCUUGAUUAUAAAUAAUCGUAAAGAGCUGUACAAGAUGGUAUGCGAACGCAAUGAGACAGGUGUAAAUAUUAAUAUAUCUGCAGUUAUGCUGCCGCAGGAUGCAGGUGCAAGCUUGGAAAACAUUCUUGCCAGCAAUCGCUCUGUUACAGUGCAACUAUAUUCUCCAGAUCGCCCUUUGGUGGAUACAGCAGAAAUUUUUCUGUGGCUAAUGGCAGUUGGUACUAUCUUGUGUGCAUCUAUUUGGUCAGCAUGGAGUUCGAGAGAAGCUGCUAUUGAACUUGAAAAACUAUUAAAGGAUGCACCAGAUGAUCUACUCAACAUGGAAUCGGCUAGCUCAAGAGGUGUUGUUGAUAUCAAUACAAUAUCAGCAAUUCUGUUUGUUGUGAUCGCCUCGGGCUUUUUGGUUAUGCUUUACAAAUUAAUGUCCACAUGGUUUGUGGAAAUUUUGGUGGUUCUCUUUUGCAUUGGUGGAGUAGAGGGCUUACAAACAUGCCUAGUUGCAUUAUUAUCCAGAUGGUUUAAGCAAGCAGGAGAGUCAUUUGUUAAAGUUCCUUUAUUUGGAGCAGUUUCAUAUCUUACACUGGCGAUUACUCCUUUUUGCGUAACUUUUGCAGCAGUUUGGGCUGUUUAUCGCCAAAGAUCAUAUGCAUGGAUUGGCCAGGAUAUUCUUGGUAUCAGUUUGAUACUUACUGUUAUUCAAGUGGUGCGAGUACCUAAUCUCAAGGUUGGUACUGUUCUUCUUAGUUGUGCCUUCCUAUAUGACAUCUUUUGGGUUUUUGCUUCGGACUGGUUCUUCCAUGAGAGUGUAAUGAUUGUGGUUGCACGUGGUGAUAGGAGUGGCGAAGAUGGAGUUCCUAUGCUGCUUAAGAUACCUCGCAUGUUUGAUCCAUGGGGUGGAUAUAGCAUUAUUGGUUUUGGUGACAUCCUUCUCCCUGGGCUGCUGAUUGCAUUUUCAUUAAGAUAUGACUGGGCCACAAAAAAAAAUCUCAAGGCUGGUUACUUCCUAUGGUCAAUGGUAGCUUAUGGUUCUGGUCUUCUGAUUACCUAUGUAGCUUUAAACUUGAUGGAUGGGCACGGUCAACCGGCUCUUCUCUAUAUUGUGCCCUUUACGCUUGGCACCUUUUUAUCAUUGGGUUGGAAAAGGGGUGAACUUAAGAAUCUUUGGAUUAAAGGACAGCCUGAUAUGGUUUGCCCACACAUUCAGGCUCUUGCUCAUUAGCUUGCCGUAGUUGUCUAUUGUAAUUUGAAGUUAGGCUAUUAGAAUUAAAUGUUGCGUUGAAGUUUGUACUAUGAUAAACUGUAUACUUAAAGACAUGUGAAAGUGCUUUUAUACAGGCCUUGCAGUAGUUGGCUAUGUAUUAGUAUUGUGAAGACACCCAACUAAUUAACUUCGUUAAUCUUUUUUAGAGAAAUAUGUGGUUAUGCUAAGAUAUGUAUGGUUUUGAAUAUUUUUCA
This is a messenger RNA of Dendrobium catenatum, 2160 nucleotides long. RefSeq names its product signal peptide peptidase-like 5. Gene Ontology annotation, biological process: membrane protein proteolysis. The transcript has 14 exons. Gene Ontology annotation, cellular component: cytoplasmic side of endoplasmic reticulum membrane; lumenal side of endoplasmic reticulum membrane; Golgi-associated vesicle membrane. Gene Ontology annotation, molecular function: aspartic endopeptidase activity, intramembrane cleaving. The coding region runs from base 317 to 1924 and encodes 535 amino acids. NCBI's taxonomy places the organism in Eukaryota, Viridiplantae, Streptophyta, Magnoliopsida, Asparagales, Orchidaceae. The record is from RefSeq and is a predicted model, not a curated record.